This is a messenger RNA of Pocillopora meandrina, 1083 nucleotides long. Lineage: Eukaryota; Metazoa; Cnidaria; Anthozoa; Scleractinia; Pocilloporidae. The record is from the annotation of a GenBank genome assembly.
AUGUCGAAGACAUUGCUUCUACCACCAAGAAGUCUCAGCUUGAUCGUUUUCGAAUCUGUUGCUUCGGUUGCACUCAUCAUUCUGUCUUUACUUGGUAAUGUUUUAAUUCUAACAGCGCUGUAUCGUAACCCGCGGUUAAGAAACACUACAAAUAAUUACAUCGCCGCUCUUGCAGUGACGGACCUUCUCAGUGCUUGUGUCCCAGGAACUCUCUUUGCAAGUACACUUAUUGCGGGGAGACUAGUCUUUGGAAUGCCUUUAUGUCGGCUGAGUGGUUUCCUGGUUCACUUUCUGACCUAUUUUUCCAUGACAACGAUGACCUUGACAGCAGUCAAUCGUUACUUCCGCGUUGUAAGGCCCCAGUUGUACCGGAAGUUGUUCACCAAGACAAGGUCUCGGGGAAUUUUAGUAGUUCUCUGGCUUGUUAUCGCCGGCUUCGUUUUUUAUCCGACGGCGCUUGGCAUGGGAACGUUUACGUUCAACCCUGUGCUGUCAUUCUGCGCAUACACUUUUGCGAGUCAAAGCGCAGAAACGGUGUUUACAGUGACAGUGGUCUGCGUUUUUGUCGUCUUUUCCUUGUCGGUAAUUUGCGUGUGUUAUUAUCACGUUUCCAAAGAGAUUCGCAGACACAACGUCGGAAUACGUCUCUCCCUUCAAGGUGUUUCCGUCCAAGAAAUAAAUCUGUCCAAAGUACUCUUCAUCGUGGCUUUCGCGUUUGCUAUAUGCUGGAUUCCCACGUUUGUGGUCGUCUUGAUCAUAAGGGUCAUUUUGGAUGGGGCCCCACACGAAUUAGCUGUGGUGAUUCCCUUCUUGAUUCAGACUUCAAGCGUUUUGAACCCCCUCAUAUAUGGAGUAUUGAGUCCACCCUUCCGUCGGGAGUUCCGCCGUUUGUUUACGCCCAAACGGAGGGCUCGUUCUGGUGAUAUAAAUUCAAAUGCAUCCUCGCCAACAGGACAGAUAGGUCUGGCUCUGGAGCAGAUAUCUAUCGGUCACCCAUGGACUGGGGGUGAUUCUCGCAGGCAGGGAGAUGGUUCAGAUGAACUAGCACAGUUUCCAAGCUUAAAGGUUGCCUGGUCGGUAUAA